CCAACCUGGAGAAUCGAAUAACACGUCCGUCUUUCGCUGCAUCACCCCACUCCUUAUUUCAUCCUAAAAUCCCUGUUUUGUGGUAGUGUUCAUGCAGUAGCUUCUCGUUACAGCGGAUUUGAUACAUUGAGAUUUGUUACUAUGAUACACCACUCGUGCCCUGUAUCAUUUGGCGUAGCUUAGACUGGGGGUUGGGGAGAAUCAGGUCUUUUGACCCCGACCGUCAUUCCCUGGAUAACGGGCACAGAGCCACCCGACAACAUCAAUUGUUGUUUCCUUUACGCCGAAAUCUGAUGCGUGUUGCUCACAUCUGCAUCCAAAUCAACAAGCCGUCGGUAUUGGGAUGUGAUGGACGACUUUCAUCAUACUCCUUGAAGAAGACAUUAUUUCAUUCGGAUCGCAAUAUUUGCUAGUUAGUUCAUCAUUCAGAGUAUAGGCUAAUAACGUUUUAUUGGAUAUGAUGGAGAGCGUGGAGAAGGAGUGCGGUGCUCUGGGUGGAUUAUUUCAGGCGAUCGUCAAUGAUAUGAAGUACUCAUACCCGGUGUGGGAAGACUACAUUGCGAAGGCCACAAAACUACACUCCCAGCUAAGAACCGCAGUGUUGGCAGCUGCAGCGUUCCUCGAUGCCUUUCAGAAAGUGGCAGAUAUGGCAACCAACACAAGAGGUGCUACCAGAGACAUCGGCUCUGCCUUAACUCGGAUGUGCAUGCGUCACCGUAGUAUCGAGGCCAAACUGCGGCACUUCACAAACGCUCUUAUGGAAAAAAUGAUCGUCCCACUUCAAGACAAGAUAGAAGAGUGGAAGAAAACCGCUGCCCUGCUUGAUAAAGACCACGCCAAAGAGUACAAGCGCUCUAGGCAGGAGAUCAAGAAGAAAUCAUCUGACACAGUUAAGCUGCAGAAGAAAGCCAGAAAAGGUCGAGGAGGGUUACAACCUCAGCUGGACAGUGCUAUGCAGGAUGUGAGUGACAUGUACCUGCUAAUGGAGGAGACUGAAAAACAGGCCGUGCGCCGAGCCUUGCUUGAGGAAAGGGGGCGUUAUUGCACCUUCAUCAGUUUCCUGCAACCUGUAGUGAACGGUGAGAUUGCCAUGCUGGGAGAAGCCACGCACCUCCAGGCCAUUAUUGAUGACCUUACUGUGUUGACCACUGACCCACAUAAACUACCAGAGAGCAGUGAACAGGUUAUUGUGGAUCUCAAGGGUUCUGAUUACAACUGGUCCUAUCAAACCCCUCCCUCUUCUCCUAGUAGUAUCGGCUCUAGGAAGAGCAGCCUUUGCAGUUUGGUGCAUUUGCCACCAGGUGGCGCCCAUCGCCUGAGCAGCGUCUCCUCUCACGAUUCUGGAUUUGUCUCACAAGAUGUCAAUAUGCAAUCCAAACCUCCCUCUCCUAUGCCGUCUGACAUCACUAGCCAGAAGUCAUCCAGUUCUGCAUCCUCGGAGGCUUCAGAAACGUGUCAAUCUGUCAGUGAGUGCGGCUCUCCUACAAUAUUCGGCUCAUCUUUUGCUACCUUUCGUCCCGCUCACUGUUUUAAUGACUCCAUCAGGGCUCACUCUUACAUUCUUCCUGCGUCCCCUUCCUAUAACCAAUCCCCGGGAUCAAACUCCCCUUCACCCACAUCAAAGGUUUCUUACUGGAAGCAAGACUGGUCAAAGGCAGGUCAGUAUGAGCAGAUGGGAGCAACCCGACAGCGCAGGACUGAGACUGCAGAGCCCUCUAGUGGUCUGGGAGGGAAUGGAGUAAUGCACUCUGAAGGGUCUUACAGGACCAGAAUGACUUCUAAAGAAAUUACAGUAAAGCAUGGUAAACCAGCAUCAUCUGCCGCCAGUGAGCUGGCUAUGGUUCUGACUCGUGGACUGAGUCUAGAACAGCAGCAGAAGAGCAGCUGUGACUCUCUGCAGUACUCAAGUGGAUAUAGCACCCAGAACACUACACCAUCAUGUUCAGAGGACACUAUACCCUCACAAGGAUCUGAAUACGACUGUUAUUCUAUGAACGGCGAUGCUGAAAACGAUGCACAGACGGACUUUGACAAAUCCUCUACCGUCCCUCGCAACAGCAACCUUGCUCAGAACUACAGACGUAUGAUCCAGUCAAAGAGGCCUGCCAGCACCGCUGGGCUGCAUGGUGGCACAACCAAUGGAAAAGGUGGAGGAAGCAGCGUCAUAUCCUCAGGAACGGCCACCAUUCGCAGAACCCCUUCUUCUAAAACAAACGUCAGACGCACACCUUCCAUCGUGGGUCCGAUCCCAAUCCGGCCACCUAUUGUUCCCGUAAAGACUCCCACUGUUCCCGACUCACCUGGGUUUCCCAGUCCUCCCCCUGAACACAACGGAAGCAAGGAAAGCGUUUAUACCGACGACUCAGAAAUUCUGGACUACAAAGGCUCUCCGAAGCGAAUGAGUCUGCCUAACCCAGCAUGGAGCACUGGAGGUAGAUUGGACAGAAGCAUCCACAUGCAACAACCUGGAGCCAUAGGGUUCAGUUCAGAAGAAGACCAGAUACUUGCAGCCAAUCGCCACAGUCUGGUGGAGAAGAUCGGAGAGCUGGUAGCCAGUGCUCAUGCGCUCGGUGAAGGACAGUUCCCGUUUCCCACAGACCCUGAGACCAGCCAGGGACAACAACAAGAACAAGAGGGGGAUGGAGAAGAUCCACUGAAGACCAUCCGGAGAGGGGUGCGUCUGAGGAAAACUGUCUGCAAUGACAGAUCGGCACCGAGGAUCAUGCGAUAGAUCAGUACCGUCUGUUCUUACACAGAGACUCAGUGAAAAUCAAGGAUAUGUUGUCAAACUAUGUAAAUUCAGUGUUAAAAUCUGGCAUCUUAACAACCAAAGGCCAGAAUCUGUGUGUUGAGUGUAUAUGGACUCAAGUACUGAUCUUGACUAUUAUUGUUGUAGGUAUAUUCAACAGACUUAUAUCUGUUUCACAGGCAUAUUAUUACGACGGACAUUUUAUGACCUUAACGGUGAGAAUGUUAUGUUUAAAAUGUGUAUUAAUAUACUAGUUACACCAGUUGUUCCUUUUGGAAAUUGUAAUGACUAUGUUCUUCAUGUUGCUUCCAUGUAACUAUGCUAUGUUAAGACGUUUCGAGAAAUUUCUCUUCCCACGUGUGUUGUAAAAAGCCAAAGUCUUGUUCUCAACUGAAAAGCUGUUUUGAAAAGCACAAGACUGCUUAUACCGCAGCUCAGACUCAGAUGGACCACGCAAUCAAACCACUGCACAUGCUGUAAACUGCCAAAUAAAGCACAUCACUUGUA
This is a messenger RNA of Misgurnus anguillicaudatus (oriental weatherfish), 3256 nucleotides long. The record is from RefSeq and is a predicted model, not a curated record. NCBI's taxonomy places the organism in Eukaryota, Metazoa, Chordata, Actinopteri, Cypriniformes, Cobitidae.